Molecule: messenger RNA, 5598 nt
Organism: Diaporthe batatas
Lineage: Eukaryota; Fungi; Ascomycota; Sordariomycetes; Diaporthales; Diaporthaceae
Exons: 4
Coding region: 698-5311 (1537 amino acids)
Biological process (GO): transmembrane transport
Cellular component (GO): membrane
Molecular function (GO): ATP binding; ATP hydrolysis activity; ABC-type transporter activity
Source: RefSeq, a predicted model, not a curated record
GUGACAAGUGCGCCUCAGAGGAGCCAUCCCAUCCCAUCAACAUUCCCGCAGUCCUAGGACCACUUUACUCUCCCAUCCUUAUAACUGUCACCUGGGCUGGCAGGACGCUUUUCAUACCCCGUACCCAUUGCCUCUGCUGUGGACCUCGGAAUACAAGCCAGCACUUGAGAUCGACAGACAGAGCAUCCCUUUUCGUCACCUCAAUAUCGACCGCAAGUUGCUUGCGUCCCACAAUUUGCCAUUUCCCUCCCACAACUUGUGACAAUUUGUGAUUACCAUCAGCAACAAAACCCAACCCAGCCGAACUCCGACCCGGACCAGAAAACUCAGGAGCGGUCUUUAUUUGUCCUUUCUCACCAUAAGCAACCCAUCCGAGUCCACUCGCCCCCUCCCGGCGGAAUUGUGAUAUCGGCACCGAGACGGCCACAGGUCCAAUCACACCAAAGUGCGCAGUAAUUUUUACCUCGCCCACUCGCUCACUCGCUCACCCACGCAGCCGCACCACACCCACAUGCUAUUAUUCCACUCAUUGACUCACUCACUUACACUCACACACCCUCCCUCCAACAACCCCGGGUUCCCGACUCCACGGUGAGGCUGGCUUGGCACUUCGCGUAGCGCUAUAUACGGCCAAGUGGGGAGGGAAAGACGGCCGGCCUAGUCCGACUGCAUCCUUGCAGUCCACAUCGGACUGAACAUGGCGCCGUCAAGACAGUCUUCAAGACCGUCCCUGAGGAAGACCUCAAGCGUGGCCAGCUAUGAUAGGGACAUGCAACCAGCAGACCCUCUGGCGAGGGUCACCAGCAUGGCCUCGGAGAGGGAGAAUGUCCAGGAGGAGAAGGAAAUCGCCGAGGCCGCAAUGCAGGGCCGAGGCGUCGACCGCGACCAUGACGAUUAUGACGAUGCCGGCGAGGCAAUGGAUGACUACCAUUCCGAGAGCGACAGCAACAACGAAAAGGAGAAGGCAGCGGCCACCACCGAGACCCGCCAGGAGUUCCACCGCACCAGGAGUUAUGCCACCGACGCCAGCGCCACCACCCAGGCCACAAGCCAUCACCUGGCAGACGAGAACCAGGCCAAGAGGCCGUGGUACAGGAAGGUCAACCCCCUGAGAUGGGGCAAGGUGCCGCCGGUGCCAGACGAGCGCGAGGUGUCGCGGGAGCACAACGCCGGCUUCUUCAGCCAGCUCUUCUUCGCCUGGCAGGGCGGCCUGAUGCAGACCGGCUACAAGCGCCCGCUCCAGCAGAACGACAUAUGGGCCGUGAACCCGGACCGCAGCGUCAUCAAGAUGUCCGAGGACCUCAACGCCUCAUUCAAGAGGCGCAGCGCCGCCGGCCAGAAGUACCCGCUGCUGCGCGCCCUGCACGAGGUCUACCACUUUGAGUUCUACCUCAGCGGCGCCUGCCAGCUCUCGUCCACCAUCAUGCAGGUCAUGUCGCCCUUCACCCUGCGCUACCUGAUCCAGUUCGCCACCGAGGCCUACCUGGCGCAGACCACCGGCAGCCCGGCGCCCAACAUCGGCAGGGGGCUGGGUCUGGUCUUUGGUGUCACCGCCAUGCAGGUCCUCCAGAGUCUGGGGACCAACCACUUCAUCUACAGGGGCAUGCUGAUCGGCGGCAUGUCCAGGGCCGCUCUCAUCAGCCUGAUCUACGAGAAGUCCAUGGUCGUGUCUGGCCGCGCAAAAGCGGGCGGCAGGUCACUCACCGACAACCCCGAGGCGGAGACGGCCAACAACGGAGACGAAAAAGCCGGCGGGAAGAAGGGGAAGAAGAGCAACAAGGACAAGAAACAGGCCGAUGCUCAGCCCAAGGCCGGUGUCCUGGGAGACGGUGUCGGCUGGGGCAACGGCCGGGUGGUCAGUCUUAUGAGCGUCGACACUUACCGUAUCGACCAGGCCUGCGGUCUCUUCCACCUCAUCUGGACGGCACCCCUUUCCCUGCUCAUCACGCUCGCCCUGCUGCUCGUCAACCUGACGUACAGCGCCCUCUCUGGUUUCGCCCUGCUGGUCAUCGGCAUGCCCCUCCUCACCAGGGCCAUCAAGAGCCUGUUCCGCCGGCGUAUGCUGAUCAACAAGGUGACCGACCAGCGCGUGUCCCUGACGCAGGAGAUCCUGCAGUCGGUGCGUUUCGUCAAGUACUUCGGGUGGGAGAGCUCUUUCCUGGGGCGUCUGGCCGAGCUGCGCGGCAAGGAGAUCGGCAUGAUCCAGCGGCUCAUGUCUCUGCGAAACGCCAUCAUGGCCGUCUCCCUCUCGCUGCCCAUCUUCGCCUCGAUGCUGUCCUUCAUCACAUACACCCUCUCCCACCAUGACCUUGCCCCCGCAGAGGUCUUCUCCUCCCUGGCUCUCUUCAACGGCCUCCGCAUGCCCCUCAACCUGCUCCCGCUCGUCAUCGGCCAAACCACCGACGCCUGGAACUCGCUCAAGCGUAUCGAGGAGUAUCUCCUGCUCGAGGAGCAGGCCGACGAGGCCACGUUCAAGGCCGACGCCCCGAACGCCGUUGAGAUGCACGACGCCAGCUUCACUUGGGAGCGCACCCCGACGCAGGAGAACGGCCCCAGCCCCAGGGGCGGGAAGACACCGGGCGGUGGCAAAAAGGCCCCUGCCCCAGUCAAGGAGAAGGGCUCGCCGCAGGUCACUGCUGAGGUGGACGACAACGGUAGCACCCUCGUGGAGGAGCGCGAGCCGUUCAAGCUCCACGACAUCGGCUUCGAGAUCGGCCGCAACGAGCUGGUUGCCGUCAUCGGCACCGUGGGCAGCGGCAAGACAUCGCUGCUUGCCGCGCUGGCUGGUGAUAUGCGGAAGACGAGCGGUGAGGUCGUGCUGGGUGCUUCGAGGGCCUUUUGCCCGCAGUACGCGUGGAUUCAGAACACUACUGUGAAGGACAACAUUUUGUUCGGAAAGGAUAUGGAUCGGUCGUGGUACAAGGAGGUCAUCAAAGCCUGCGCUUUACAGCCCGACCUGGACAUGCUCCCCAACGGUGACGCGACCGAGAUUGGCGAGAGAGGAAUCACUAUCUCGGGCGGCCAGAAGCAGCGGUUGAACAUCGCACGCGCAAUCUACUUCGAUGCCGAUAUCAUCCUCAUGGACGACCCGCUCAGUGCAGUUGACGCCCACGUGGGCCGCCAUAUUUUCGAUAAUGCGAUCCUGGGCCUUCUCAAGGACAAGUGUCGUAUCCUAGCGACUCACCAGCUGUGGGUUCUCAACCGUUGUGACCGGAUCAUCUGGAUGGACCAAGGCCGCAUCCAGGCUAUCGACACCUUUGACAACCUCAUGAAGCAGCACGUCGGCUUCCAGCAGCUCAUGGAGUCGACGGCGGUGGAGGAGAAGGAGGAGGGCGCCGAGGUGGCCCAGAUGCCAGAUGCCAAUGAGGCCAAGGGCAAGAAGAAGAAGGGCAAGAGCAUGAUGCAGGCCGAAGAGCGAGCCGUGGCCAGCGUUCCAUGGUCCGUAUAUGGGGACUACGUCCGCGCGUCGGGAUCGCUGUUUAAUGCGUUCCUGAUCUUCGCGCUGCUCGUCAUAUCGCAGGGCGCCAACAUCAUGACCAGCCUCUGGCUGUCGUGGUGGACCUCCAACCAGUACAACCUCUCAAUGGGGCAGUACAUCGGCAUCUACGCCGGCCUGGGCGCGGUGCAGGCCAUCCUGAUGUUCAGCUUCAUGGUCACCCUCACAAUAGUCGGCACAUCUGCCUCGAGGACUAUGCUGCGCGAUGCCAUCACGCGGGUCCUCCGCGCCCCGAUGUCCUUUUUCGAUACCACGCCGCUUGGCCGGAUCACGAACCGCUUCUCGCGGGACGUCGAUGUCAUGGACAACAACCUGUCUGACGCGAUGAGGAUGUACUUCUUCUCCGUAGCGGCCAUCCUGUCGACCUUUGCGCUCAUCAUCGCCUACUUCCACUACUUCGCCAUCGCGCUGGUGCCGCUCUUCUUCCUGUUCCUCUUCGCGACCGGCUACUACCGCAGCUCGGCGCGUGAGGUCAAGCGGUUCGAGUCGGUCUUCCGUUCGACCGUCUUUGCCAAGUUCGGCGAGGGCCUGUCUGGGGUUUCCUCGAUCCGGGCGUACGGUCUGAAGGACCGCUUCAUCACCGACCUGCGCAACGCCAUCGAUGAGAUGAAUGCCGCGUACUACCUGACUUUCAGCAACCAGCGCUGGUUGUCGGUGCGUCUUGACGCUAUUGGAAAUGCACUGGUCUUCACGACUGGUAUCCUCGUCGUCACGGAGCGGUUCAACGUGCAGCCCUCCAUCGCUGGUCUUGUGCUGUCGUACAUACUCGCCAUCGUGCAGAUGAUCCAGUUUACGGUGCGUCAGCUCGCCGAGGUCGAGAAUGGCAUGAACGCGGUGGAGCGGCUGCGCUACUACGGAACGCAGCUGGAGGAGGAGGCCCCGCUGCACACGAUCGAGGUGCGGCCCUCGUGGCCCGAGAAGGGCGAGAUCAUCUUCGACAACGUCGAGAUGUGCUACCGCGAAGGCCUUCCGCUCGUGCUCAAAGGGCUAGACAUCCACGUCCGGGGCGGGGAGCGCAUCGGCAUUGUCGGUCGCACGGGCGCGGGCAAGAGCUCCAUCAUGAGCACGCUGUUCCGGCUGGUCGAGAUCUCGUCCGGGAGCAUCACCAUCGAUGGCGUCGACAUCUCCACCAUCGGGCUCAACGACCUCCGCCGGCGCCUCGCCAUCAUCCCGCAGGACCCGACCCUCUUCCGCGGCACCGUCCGCAGCAACCUCGACCCCUUCAACGAGCACGACGACCUCAAGCUGUGGUCGGCGCUGCGGCAGGCGGACCUGGUGCCCAGCGACGGCGGCAACAACCCGGACCGGCAGGCCACCGACUCGCCGACCACCAAGGACCCGUCGCGGAUCCACCUCGACAGCGUGGUGGAGGAGGACGGGCUCAACUUCUCGCUCGGGCAGCGCCAGCUGAUGGCGCUCGCCCGCGCGCUCGUGCGCGGCAGCCAGAUCAUCGUGUGCGACGAGGCGACCAGCUCCGUGGACAUGGAGACGGACGACAAGAUCCAGGCGACCAUCGCGUCGGGGUUCCGGGGCAAGACGCUGCUGUGCAUCGCGCACCGCCUGCGGACCAUCAUCGGCUACGACCGCAUCUGCGUCAUGGACGCGGGCCGCAUCGCCGAGCUGGGCCCGCCGCUCGAGCUCUGGGGCAUCGAGGGCGGCAUCUUCCGGGGCAUGUGUGAGCGGAGCGGGAUCCGGCUCGACGACAUCCGGGGCGCCAAGGAGGGCAUCAUGGCUGCUGAGGCCGAGGGGGAGGGCGCCGGUGUGGGCAGGGUGAGGAGCUGGGACGAUGAGGCGAGGGGUGGCGAGAAGGCCUGAUUUGGGUGAGCUGUGGCAUAUAUAUAUAUAUAUACCCAGCAGAACACGUAUAUUACCUAGUAAUAGUCUCCAUCAUCUUCAAAGCGGGUCUGCGGACAGGAUUCAUUGUCUUGGCUGGUAUUGCAUGUAUGCAUGGUUCUGAUUGAUUCCUUGUUUUUUUCCCCAUCUUGUCGAGUUAUAUAAUCGGGCUUGGAAAAUCGAUCUAUGAAGCAUGGGAGAAAACGGUAGACGUUGAUGACGUUACAUAGACUCUCUUCGCUGAGAAUGAAUAUCACUGAGCACAUAAG